Messenger RNA from Aegilops tauschii subsp. strangulata, 4995 nucleotides. NCBI's taxonomy places the organism in Eukaryota, Viridiplantae, Streptophyta, Magnoliopsida, Poales, Poaceae. The record is from RefSeq and is a predicted model, not a curated record.
UCCCCUCCCCCAAACUCCCCCGCCGUCCCGCCCCGCCGCGUCGCCGCCGCCGCCACCUCCGUCCCGCCCUCCCUCCUCGGGGCAUCGCGCGGCGCGCUCCUGCGGUUCCCACCCCGUCCGCGGUCUCUGGCCGCCGAGUCUCGAGGUACGAGCUAGGUCGUCUCCGUCCGGCGAUCCUCCUGCUCAAUUCCCUUCCCGGAUGUGCGCAGUCUAGGUCCCCAUGCUCCUGUGGCGCCGCAAAUGCGUCGCCGAGUGCCGCAGGCACGCCCGGGCCCCUCCCGCGGGGCAGCCAUCCCCAUCCCAUCGCCGCCGCCGCCGCCUCUCCGUGCUCGCCGCCUGGGCGCACCACCUGGACGACGACGCCACCUCGAGCGGUGAGGAGAGGCCCAGCUGUGCUCCCCCCGGCGAGGUUUUCCGGAGAAGGGACUGCGCUCCCGGUGAGAUUACCAGGAGAAGGAGCUUCGCUCCGAGCCUGGGCUCCGCCGGCGUCGUCAGGACUCUUCAGCGCCUGGAGAGGAAGCCUGCCAUCGCGUUUGCCUACUUCAAGGACACCGAGAGCAUCGGCUUUCGCCAUGACCUCGCUACCUACACGGAGAUCAUCCGCGUUCUGUCACAUAAGGGCCAGGGGAGAAUGCUGUUUUCUUUGUUCCGUGAGAUCCUCUUGCAGGCUGAUGGCGGCGGCGGCGGCCCUGAGAUCGUGCCGCUCAUGGAUCAGCUCAGAAGGACGUGCACUACUUCGUAUGCUCUCUUGUUUGCGACUAAUUCCUUGAUCACGACAUGCACCUCUUGUUGCAGUGCACCGGACACAAUAGGGCUGUUUGGUGACCUCUUUAGGCUUGGAAUUGUCCCGUCAGUUUUGACUUGCAACAUACUUCUCAAAUUUGCAGCUGAGAGCGGUGACUCGGAGAUUGUUGUAUCAGCUUAUGAUCAAAUUAAGCUCUUUGGAUUGACUUUGGAUGCUCACUCGUUAGGCCUUAUCACCUGGUCUCUCUUUCGAGAAAAGAAGGCAGACAAAGCAUUCCAAGUGUGGGCUGAGAUGAUUGAAAUGGGGGUGAAACCAGAUAUAAAUGCAUACUCAUCAUUUAUAGCCGGUCUGUGUGAUUGCGGAAAGAUUGAUUUGGCUUAUGCUAUUCUGCAAGAGAUCAGCAGGGAGGGGGUUCAAGUUGAGCCCAUCGCUUAUAACAUGGUAAUGGAUGGGCUCUCCAAGGAAAUGAGACUGCAGGAGGUUGAAAUGCUCUUGGAGGACAAGACGAGACAAGGCUUCACCCCAGAUAUAUAUGGUUAUAGCUAUCUCAUUCGGAGUUACGGCAAAGCGGGCAACUUACUCAAGGUGUUGGAUCAUUAUCAAGCCAUGGUAUCCCAUGGUUUCGAAACAAAUUGCCACAUUGCAAGUUAUCUUCUACAAUGCUUUACGAAGUUAGGCAUGACAUCUGAGGUUACAGAGCAUUUCCAGAAACUGCGAGAUUCGGGACUCAACGUAGAUGGGGUUCUGUAUAACAUUGCCAUUUAUGCUUACUGCAAGCUUGGUAACAUGGAUGAGGCGGUUAAGCUACUGAGAGAAAUGAAGGCUGAGGGUCUGACACCUGACAGAAUUCACUAUACAUGCGUGAUCAAGGGUUAUUGUUUGAAGGGAGAUGUACCAAAUGCACGUCAAGCAUUUGAAGUGAUGCUGAAGGCAAAUGUAAAGCCAGAUGUAGUUACAUAUAACAUAUUGGCCAGUGGAUUCUGCAAGAAUGGUCUUGUUACGGAGGUGUUUCACCUUCUAGACCAUAUGGCGGAUCAAGGGUUAGAGCCUAAUUCACUCACUUAUGGUAUAAUAAUUGAUGGGUUUUGCAGAAGUGACAACCUUAGUGAAGCUGAGGUGUUAUUUAAUAUAGUAGAAGAGAAAGGAAUCGAUCACAUUGAAGUAUUGUACAGUUCAAUGGUUUGUGGCUAUUUGCAUUCAGGCUGGACUGAUCAUGCUUACAUGCUUUUUCUUAGGGUUGCUAAGCAAGGAAAAUUUGUGGAUCAUUUCUCAUGUUCAAAGUUGAUGAAUGACCUUUGUAGGGAUGGAAAUGCCCAGGGAGCUUCAACAGUUUGCAGCAUGAUGUUAGAAAAUAAUGUUAUUCCUGAUGUAAUUUCAUAUAGCAAACUCAUAUCAGCCUAUUGUCAGACAGGAGAUAUGCACAAUGCUUGCUUAUGGUUUCAUGAUAUGGUUCAGCGAGGACUUUCUGUUGAUGUUAUUGUAUACACUGUACUAAUGAAUGGUUACUGCAAGGUUGGCCAGAUGGAAGAAGCUUGCAAAUUGUUUGAUCAGAUGAUAAACUUAGGUAUUAAGCCUGAUGUAAUUGCAUAUACCGUGCUACUGGAUGGUCACCUAAAAGAGUACCUGCAGCGGUGCUGGCAGGGCGUUAGUAAGGAGAGAAGGAUCUAUCUUCUUAGAGCAAAGCAGAACAUGUUGCUCAGCUCUAUGAAAAAAAUGGAAAUUGAACCUGAUGUACCCUUUUACACCGUAUUGAUAGAUGGGCAGUGCAAAGCCGAUUUUUUGGAGGAAGCCCGGGGACGAUUUGAUGAAUUGUUGCAGAAAGGGCUCACUCCUGAUCAAUAUGUAUACACAGCUCUUAUAAGUGGAUAUUGCAGCCAGGGAGAAAUAGAGAAGGCACAAGAUCUUUUUGAAGAAAUGGUAGACAGGGGAAUAAAACCAGAUGUACUGACCUUUUCUGUAUUAAAUCAGAAAACCUUGAGGGAAAGGCAGUAUCAGUGACAUGUAUGAUUUCGCUGCAGUUAUAUCCAUUGAAAUCACGUCAGCAAGGUAAUAUUUUAUAAGUCACAAAUUUGCUCGAAGCCUGGAUCUAAGAUUUUUUAUAUUGCUUCCACUUGAAUAUGUGAUGAGAAUAUGAUUAUGAUAUCCAUUCAUGUGCUUAGUGCUUAAUGUUUUGAUGUGUAAUGCUCUUAACAUGCAUUAUGUUUAUGCAAGCUCAUGAGAAUUUAGGUGCCUUACAGUAUACAUGUCGAAGUGAAAUGCAUAAUUUUCAGAAGCAUACUUGUUUAAAUAGCGUCCCAAGAUAUGCCAUACGGAAGAUGCUGGUGAAGUAUAGAAUCUAGUAUUUGUUAGAAAGUGAAUGACAAACUUCACCACAUGGGAGAGCAUAAUGCAUGACUUCGUAAGUGUAUGAAGCGGCUUGUGUAUAUAAACAUAUAAAUGUAUCAGGGAAAUUUGGCAUCCGUGUGCACAACGUUUUUCCCUUGGUAAUAUUGAAAUGGAAACCAAAUUGUUCAAUAGAUAGCCAUUGUUAUCUACAGUAAGCUAAUUGCAGUGAUCAAAGUAUCACUGCUUAUAAAUCCAGAUGUUUAAGGCCUUCCUUACCAUGUGCUCUGUUGCGUCAAACUGGAGUUUGUUGUAUUGAACUUCAUGCUUGUAUGUAAAUCCCUGCCUCUAAGCUAAUUUGACUUAUACUUUAAAUCCUCGCCGUAGUCCCAGUUCAUUCACUGUUAACAUGGUGUUUCUAGUUGGGGAUGUUUACAAAGGUCACCAAAUCGAAUUAUUUCUGCUGAAAAGAUGGAAAGUUCUUCCCUGUUUGGUUCCAUUUGCAUGUCAAGGACUGAGUGUUUCGAUUGCUGGUAAAGCAAGCCGUAGAGCUUGUGGACGCUCCGGAAGUUAUGGAUGCGGCUGACCAGAAGCAUUCCUUGUGGAGGCUCCAGAAGUCGGAGGCUCCGGAAGUCCUGGUGCAACGUAGAACUACAGUUUGGCUGCAAAACUACACUAAAAAGAAACGGAGGGAGUACAAGUAAAAGUUACCUGCAAUGCAAGAAGAGACAGAUCGGUCAUAAUGUGGCCAAGUUCAAAUUUGCUCUCCACACACCUACUUCUGUGUUGGGCCUUGCAAUUGGCCCAUAUAUAAGCUGCAGAGGGAAGGAUGCUACUGGUGAGGAAGUAAUCAAGCCUUAUACUCCGACUACACUGGAUUCUGAUAUUGGAUACUUUGAGUUUGUUAUAAAGGUAACUUAUCAUAAACUUGUUCCAACCUCACUGCAUGUCUCUUAUCGUUGAUUCUGAUGGUAAGAAGACUGUGAAUAAUUAGCUUCAUUGUACACCAUAUUAUUAAUUCACUUCUGAAGGUAUGCUGCAGCCAAAUAGUUCUUUCAGAACAUGACCAACCAUCCACACUUAUGAGCUGUUAUAUCGUGUUAACUGCUGUGUUAUGAUUGGACCAACCAAAUUCGGUUGCCAUGAAAAGCAAUGCACAGGUUUUAAAUACUACUCCAUCUACUACCGUAUAAACGGUUCAUAGAAUUGUCCAUUGGAUGGCACAGUAUGUACAAUUUUUAGCUAGCAGCUGUCAAUGUUGCCUUAUCCAACAUCAGUAUGUUAGCCUGUUAUAUAGUAAAAUUUGCAUGUGACUGAAAUUUUCAAGUGAGCUCCUCCUGUUCUUAUCAUCAUUAGGCUAAUUAAUUAAAAGCUAGAACAGUAAUAAUAUGAUUAUUGCUUUGUUGCAUGUCCAUUGCCAAAUGCUAACUAUGGUUCUGUGCAUGUAUUUUAUUUUCAUCAGGAGGUUUCUAACUAGUGGAACCUAUAGCACUAUUAAUAUCAGUAGUCUGCUUAAGGAUUGACCAGACAUUUAUGAGUAAUUAUUGAUUAGCAAAUUUCCUUUGAAUAUUCAAACUGCCAUAAAAUCUCCUUCAUUACUUGGUAAUGACUAUUAUCCUUCUUCCUUGCACUUGGCAAUAUAUGUGUCUUCUAAUAGACAUUUCAAUCCUUGUCACAAAAGAUAUCUUUUUGCCCCUUAGAUUAUAUAACAUCUUAAGCUUUUCCAUUGAUUUAUUAGUCUUACUUUGCUUGUUGGCGUUACUGCUGGAGAUGAUGAAGCCGGAAAUGAGGACAUACAUGAUCAUUUCGUGCGGUGUCUUGUGAAGUCGACCUGUAGUCCAGUGUCUCUUGGAAUUGUUUCUGUUACUAUGCUUGGACCUGUCAGUGUAUCAGUACCUUGUGGAUUAAUGAUUUUGAUUUAUGUCUCA